Molecule: messenger RNA, 1788 nt
Organism: Dovyalis caffra
Lineage: Eukaryota; Viridiplantae; Streptophyta; Magnoliopsida; Malpighiales; Salicaceae
Source: the annotation of a GenBank genome assembly
AUGGAUGAAGCACACAAGUUGAAUUUAUGGGAAGGUUACGUAGACUGGAGGAACAGACCUGCAAUGAGAGGUCGGCAUGGAGGCAUGCUUGCUGCCUCCUUUGUCUUGGUUGUGGAGGUACUGGAGAAUCUAGCAUACCUGGCUAAUGCAAGCAACCUUGUGCUUUACCUGUCGAAGUUCAUGCAUUUUUCCCCAUCCAGCUCGGCCAACAUUGUUACCAAUUUCAUGGGCACAGCCUUUCUCCUUGCUCUACUAGGUGGCUUUCUAGCAGAUGCUUUUUUUACUACCUACCUCAUCUAUUUAGUCAGUGCUGCAAUCGAAUUCAUGGGUCUGUUACUACUCACAAUUCAAGCUCGUGUAAGUUCACUGAAACCACAACCAUGCUUUUCAUCGACCACCAGUAUCUCAUGCGAGCAAUUCGACGGCAGGAAAGCAUUGAUGUUGUUCACAGGCCUCUACCUGGUGGCACUCGGUGUUGGAGGGAUAAAAGGUUCACUUCCUCCACAUGGUGCUGAGCAGUUCGAUGAGAAUACCCUUCCAGGAAGAAAGCAGAGAUCUGCAUUCUUUAAUUACUACGUAUUCUGCCUCUCCUGUGGAGCUUUGAUUGCAGUGACUCUUGUGGUAUGGAUUGAAGACAACAAAGGCUGGCAAUGGGGAUUUGGGGUUUCCACUGCAGCAAUACUUCUCUCCAUCGCAGUCUUCCUCAGCGGUUCCCCAGUUUAUAGAACCAAAGUUCCUAAGGAAAGUCCCAUCACGACUAUAUUCAAGGUUCUAGCUGCAGCAGUAUACAACACCUGUAAAAUCAGAAAUCCUAGCAAUGCUGUCAUGGGCAUGGACACGAGCACAUCCUAUGUCACCGAAACCAGUGACGGAGAAGACAGCAGCAAUGUAAAAAGAAAGGCAACAAGUCAAACUCCAACAGAAAGCCUCAAAUUUCUUAACAGAGCAGUGAUGAACAAAACAGGGAAGCCAAUAUUAGAAUGUAGAGUAGAGCAGGUAGAAGAGGUUAAGAUAGUGCUAAAGAUCCUCCCCAUCUUCAUGUCUACUAUAAUGCUAAACUGUUGCCUUGCUCAGCUCUCAACUUUUUCGGUCCAACAAGCAUCAACCAUGAAUACCAAACUUGGCUCCUUAAAAGUCCCACCAGCUUCUCUUCCUGUUUUCCCUGUUAUAUUCAUCAUGAUCCUGGCACCAAUCUAUAACCACAUCAUCAUUCCAUUCGCUAGGAAAGUGACAAAAUUUGAAAUGGGGAUAACUCAUUUGCAAAGAAUAGGGACAGGGCUAGUCCUAUCCAUCGUGGCAAUGGGGGUGGCCGCCCUGGUGGAAAUGAAGCGAAAGAGAGUAGCAGAAGCCAAUUAUGGUUCUGGGCUAGCAAAUUCAACUAAACCUCUACCCAUCACAUUCCUUUGGAUCUCAUUGCAGUACCUGUUCCUGGGAUCAGCUGAUCUUUUCACAUUAGCAGGCAUGAUGGAAUUCUUCUUCACAGAGGCCCCAAAAAGCAUGAGAUCUUUGGCCACGUCUCUAUCAUGGGCCUCGCUUGCGAUGGGAUACUACCUCAGUUCGGUGCUUGUAUCAGUAAUCAACAGGGUGACAAGUAUAUACGGACACAAGCCAUGGCUGUUUGGUAGCAACUUGAAUGAGUAUCACCUCGAGAGGUUUUACUGGUUCAUGUGCGUACUAAGUGCGUUAAACGUGUUUCAUUAUCUCUUCUGGGCAAGCCGCUACAAGUACAAUUCCACCAGCCCACAGAUCACAAGUCCUGACUCAUCACAAUUAAUGCAACAGAAUUAA